Brachypodium distachyon (stiff brome) is the source of this 694-nucleotide messenger RNA. RefSeq names its product protein STRUBBELIG-RECEPTOR FAMILY 6. The coding region runs from base 69 to 512 and encodes 147 amino acids. The transcript is spliced from 3 exons. NCBI's taxonomy places the organism in Eukaryota, Viridiplantae, Streptophyta, Magnoliopsida, Poales, Poaceae. The record is from RefSeq and is a predicted model, not a curated record.
GUAGCAAAAGGAAGGUAGGAGGCGGUGGGGUCGCAGGAAUUGUAAUAUCUCUGGUGGUUCUUGGCGCAAUGCUUGCCUUCUUUGUUAUCAAGUGGAAAUCCAUGCGGCGUCAACAUGGAGAAGAUCUUGAGAAGAAUGUGCCUCUGACCCAUCUUGCUUCGGGAAAAUUUAAGCAGCUGAGGCCCAUGAACACUGUAUCACCAGCUGGAAAGGAAGGGUUGCAGAGGACUGUCUCGAUGAACUUGAAACCGCCAUCGAAAAUUGGCUUCCACAAGUCCUCUGACGAAAAUGAUCACCUCAACAAGUCCGCUGAGACGAACAAAACAAACAUGUCUUCCAUCAGAGCAACUGCAUACACAGUGGCAGACCUGCAGAUGGCUACUGAGAGCUUCAGUACCAACAACCUGAUCGGUGAAGGCACUUUCGGCAGGGUUUAUAGAGGACAGUUGUCCAAUCAGAAGGUACUGACGCUAGAUGCGGCUGAGCUCAGGCGACCAAAAUCGGUGGCGUGACUCAGGCUUUUGCUGCCUGGCCGGACGCCAACCAAAGAAAUUAAUUUACACCUCCGGCAUGCAGCCAGGAUGCAAUCCAAACAAUGCCCUUAAUAUGGGACCGAGGGAGUACUUCUAAUGUCCUUUCUCUAAAAGAUAUAUUCAUUUUGGACUUGUUCGUUGAAGGAAGCAAUUCUAAUUGU